This is a messenger RNA of Paramormyrops kingsleyae, 2642 nucleotides long. It is a transcript of the gene polh, whose product is annotated as polymerase (DNA directed), eta. Gene Ontology annotation, biological process: response to radiation; error-prone translesion synthesis. Gene Ontology annotation, molecular function: DNA-directed DNA polymerase activity; damaged DNA binding. The record is from RefSeq and is a predicted model, not a curated record. Gene Ontology annotation, cellular component: replication fork; nucleus; site of double-strand break. NCBI's taxonomy places the organism in Eukaryota, Metazoa, Chordata, Actinopteri, Osteoglossiformes, Mormyridae.
UUUGAUGACGUUUUUAUCGCCGUUUUCUUCCGCGAAGUCUGAAUUUUCUCUGAAAUGGAUUAAGUGUUUACUGUUGUGCAACGAAGCUGCAAAUUAGCGCUCUCGACUUUGCUCCAAAGAUGAGUUACGGGAAGGAGAGAAUCAUCGCUUUGAUAGACAUGGACUGUUUCUACGUUCAAGUCGAGCAGCGAAUGAACCCUGAGCUGAAGAACAAACCAUGUGUGGUGGCCCAGUAUAAAACGUGGAAAGGUGGGGGCAUCAUCGCCGUGAGUUACGAGGCCAGAGCACAUGGCGUCACCAGGAACAUGUGGGCAGACGACGCCAAGAAGCUGUGCCCCGACCUGCAGGUGGCACGGGUGCGCGAGUCCCACGGCAAGGCCGACCUCACCCAUUACCGUGAGGCCAGCGUAGAGGUGAUCGAAGUGAUGUCCCGCUACGCCGUGAUCGAGAGGGCCAGUAUCGACGAGGCCUACGUGGACCUGACCGCUGCUGUGCAGCAGAGGCUGAGGGACAUGCGGGACAGGCGGGUCGAGCCCGACCAGCUGAAGACCACCUACGUGCAGGGGUUUCCACAAAGUACCACGGGGCACUCAGAAGCGAAGGAAUUAGACAAAGAGGAACAGCGGUUGCUCGGCCUCCAUGAGUGGCUGGCCUCCCUGUCCGGUUGUCCCGGCAAUGCAUCACCUGACCUGCAGCUGGCCAUGGGGGCUCUGAUCGUGGAGGAAAUGCGAGAGGGCGUGGAGAAGCACACUGGCUUUCGCUGCUCUGCCGGGAUAUCGCACAACAAGGUGCUGGCUAAACUGGCGUGCGGCUUUAACAAGCCAAACCGGCAAACCAUCCUCCCUUCAGGUUCUGUGCCUCAACUCUUCAGCUCUCUACCCAUCAGCAAGAUCCGGAACCUUGGUGGGAAGCUAGGAACGUCCAUUGUGGAGAGUCUGGAGGUGGAGAACAUGGGGGAGAUCACGAAGUUCACCCAGGCCCAGCUGGAGCAGCGCUUUGGGGAGAAGACGGGUCAGUGGCUGUUUGACCUGAGCCGUGGGAUUGACUUUGAACCCGUCAAACCGAGGCAGCUUCCCAAAUCCAUCGGCUGCAGUAAGAACUUCCCUGGGAAGUCUGCCCUGGCCACCAAAGACCAGGUGCAGAACUGGCUUUACCAACUUGCCCUGGAGCUGGAGGAGCGACUGACUAAGGACAGAGAGAUGAAUGGCCGCGUUGCCAAGCAGCUGACAGCCGGGGUGCGUCAGGCAGGGGACCGGAGGGCCUGUAGCUUCUCCCGCUGCUGCGCUUUGGCUCGCUAUGAGGCCGGCAAGAUCGCCGCUGACGCCUUCGCCAUCAUCAAGAGCCUCAAUGCUGCUGGCAACCACCAAUCAGCAUGGUCACCCCCCCUCACGCUGCUCCACCUGUCCGCCAGUAAGUUCAUGGAGGCUCCGGGUGGAUCCACAGCCAGCAUCGCUAGCUUUCUGAGCAGCGACAUUAGCGCCACGCAGAAGGAAUCUGCCACUGGCUCCCCCGCCCCCGCCUCCCCCACCCCUCGCUCUCCCAUUGCCAGCUCAAAGGCAGGUCUUGCCCCCAAGCGGCUCAGUACCAUCCAAUCCUUCUUUCAGAGGGCUGCUGAAAAGCAGGAGAGGCGAGACACAGAGUCGCAGCCCUCCCCCACCAAAGCCCCGCUGGCUCCCACCCCCCAGCGCUUGGCCCUCUCCCCCAAGCCCCAGGCCGAGCGCAAGCCUGGCAUCUCCUCCUUCUUUGAGAGGAAAACCCUCGAGAACAAACUGAAGAUCGUAAAGGACCCAGCCUCCCCCGCAGACGGGGCCCCCCAACCACCACACGACGAGCAGCCGAGCUGGGGAGGGAAAGGGGGCUCCGCUUGGGGCGGAGACGGAAGUGCGACUCAGGCCAGCAAAAAUGGGUGGGGUCCUGUGGAAACGGGCGGCCAGCCCCAUGUGUCAGGGCAGCUAAGCAGCCCCUCCGGCUGCAGCGACGCCGACGCCGUGAAGUGCGAUCGCUGUGGCCAGCAGGUGUCAGCGUGGGACAUGCCGGAGCACGCCGACUACCACUUCGCACUGGAUCUGCAGAGCUCCUUCUCCUCCUCUUCCUCAUCUUCCCCCAGUCCCGCCCCUGCAGUCGCCCCUCAUCUGGCCGCCGAAUCUCCCAAGUCGUCACGCGGCAAGACGAAACUCAAGAGCCAAUCGGGACCCCAAGCGAAAAAGUCCAAAUCUCAGGGAUCCCACCCAACGCUGGACUCCUUCUUCAAGAGGACUUGAAGCAAAACAAGACUGCUUAUAUAGAUCCAUAUAACCAUGCUUUUUUUACACCUGCUUAGUAAUGAUUCCUUAACUAAAAUAUACAAACCAUUGCAAUUUUAACAGCCUGCACAUAUGAUGCCCUAACACAACAUGCAGAGUAUUUCAGUGACGCUGAGCAGUUGCACUUUCCUGCCUGAAGGGGUCAGCAUCUGCGUCUAUUCUGCUGACUGGCCUUGGACUUGGGGUUUUUUUUUUUUAGUAGAAUCGCAGCUUUGACCAAAAUGUUCUCCCAUCUUUUUAAGGGCCUUUUGCUUGCAUAGUUUGUGUUUUGCUUUAUCUUAAUGUUCUUGAAUUAUAAGUACAGUAAACUACGGUGAAUAAUGCUGACUUAUGAAUCAC